UAAACGUGCUGGCAGAAUUUUGGAUAAGCGAAUAUGUUGGAUAAUAAAGAGGGAUUAAGGAAAAGCCUAUGAAACAUCAAAUUACAUUAAAUUACAUCACCAAAACAUCAUGUUUUACAACAAAUUUGACAGAAAAAGCAGUUCAAUACACAGCAAUGUUAUGUAGUAAUUACUGUAUUUACGAAUUUAGCACCAAAAACCACAAUGUAUUGAAAAGAUUGACUACAAAAACAUUGGCUACUAAAAGGCAGACUGUGUUGGAUAAUCCAGAACACUGGAUAAGCAAAUGUUGGAUAAGUGAGACUCUACUGUAUAUCUGUGGAAGGUCCAGGGUGGGAGACAGAACACUUGUCUCUAAAAUAUGUAACAACACUCUGAAACAGAGGAAUCCCAGACACGAAUCAAUCAGGGCCAGCUAACACCUCCAAACACAGGAUUCUCCCAAGCAGGAAAAAACCACAGGGCCAUCAAAUGUUAAUCAAGGCAAUUAAUUAUAGCAUCUACACCAGCCUCUAAUAAACAAUAAACAAGAGUUCUUUCUCCACCCUGGACAUUAUUCCACAGAUAUAUCAACCCCACUUGACUAGUUUCCAACAGACCUCACAACCUCUGAGGAUGCCUGGCAAAGAUGUGGGCGAAACGUCAGGAGAGAAUGCUUCUGGAACAUGGCCAUACAGCCCGAAAGACUCACAGCAACACAGAGAUUCCGGCCAUGAAAGCCUUUGACAAUACAGUAUUCUCAAACUGUUUUUGGGGCGGCCUAACAAGAGGAGCUGGCACUGACUCCACAAACUCCUUAGUGGAAUUUAUGAAAGCUGCAGAAAAAUCUACAACAAACGCUUGAAAGAACCUUCAGAAGCUACCUGAAGAAGGGAUUUUGAUCCAGAAACAAGGGUUAAAAAUACCCGGGAAUCCUUGUUGUUUCUACAUUCUUUUGUUCUACAUUCCUUUAUGUUUUACAUUCCUUUUGCGCAUCUCCAAAACAUUAAUUUACAUGGGACUAUGAUAAAGUUAUCUAAAGUGUGAACCACAAUACAUAGUUGUUUACUCCAUUGACCAAGCAUUUCUAAGACGUUUAUCUACGUGGGACAAGACUGGAAUUUAAAGUGUUGUACUCAGUUAUUGAACAGACUUAAUUGUUACUGAAAAAACAUACAAACAUGAAUAUAAUGUUUGAUGUAAUGCUAUAAACAGUUUGUAUUUGUGUAUUACUCAUGCGCCUGUAAGGAUUAUAAUUUGUCUGUUAGCAUUGUUUUAUUCUGUGUAAUAGGACUACUGUAUCUUUAUACUGACUCAGUCCUGUCAGAGAAAGCCUGACUGGAACCAAGACACGCUACAUCCACGGCGUUUUCUGCAUCGAUUCAACUUAUAUAAAAUUUAGAUUAUUCUGUGAGACCUAAAAUUUAGAUUAUUCUGUGAGACCUAAAAUUUAGAUUAUUCUGUGAGACCUAAAAUUUAGAUUAUUCUGUGAGAAUGGGGCCUAGAGUCUAGAUACACCCGUGUGGUCGGACUGGAUUGGCGUUUGCUCCGCCCUGAGGGAAGUUUAUCCAAGAUGGAGAACGGGCACGCUAGGAUCCCUCAGGCCUUGUGGAAAUACAAGCAUUUUUACGUCCCCGUGGUGUGCCUGUCCGUCCUGAUUUACCUUUUCGUCUACAAGGAGAGAGCCAGGCAAAGCAUGACAGGGUGGGGAUUUCCAGAAGCCUCGCCUCCCUUGAAGCUUUUGCCGGAGGAGAAAUACAAGUCCAUGUUCCUGUACAACGGCCUCUGGCUAGGCCCCAAAAAUGGCUGCGAAUGUGUCAAGAAGGACAAGCUGGUGGUCUAUCAAAUGGAACGUUCUAUCGACAAGGACAAGCUGGCUGCGGUCACAAAGAGACGCGAGAAAGAAUUCAAGGAUUAUCAGAGAAGAUAUUCCUAUCGGGAAAAGGACGUCGUCGUUGCUCGGCCCAACGUGCCUUUGAGCUACCCCAUCCAAGGAGCCGAGGUGAUGCCUUUCCACACCAUUGUCAUCCCAGGGCUUGGCUUCCAUGGAGGACAUGCGGAGGAGAAACAUAAGGUGACCUUAGAGGCAUCCUUGGGUACUUUGGACACACUUGCCGACGUCCCCCAAUACGUUGUGAAUGGGCGAGGGAAGAAAAAACUGACCAUCUCCACUGUUCACGUGGAGCUUCUCAACCACAUCUUGAAACACGUCACAUACACGAGUACGGAGUAUUUACUGCAUGCAGUGGACUUCAUGAGCUUUUCAACAGGGCAUCACCACGUGAUGUUCCCGGUGACGAUCCGGCAGCCCUACAUGCCGAAGUUGUUCGAUCCAGGGCCGGAUAACAACAUCCGCGAUUUAGUGACCAUCACAACAAAGACUUUCUUCCGUUACCACAAGCUGCGGGCCCUGAUCAAGAGCAUCAGGAAGUUCUAUCCGGAUAUAACCAUCAUUGUGGCCGACGACAACGAACAUCCCGAGAAGAUCGAAGAACCUCACGUCGAACAUUUCAUCAUGCCGUUUGCAAAGGGUUGGUUUGCCGGGAGGAAUCUCGCCGUCUCUCAGGUCACAACGAAAUACUACCUUUGGGUGGAUGAUGACUUCUUGUUCACGGAGGAAACCAAGAUCGAGGAAUUGGUGGCCGUGUUGGAGAACACCAACUUGGACGUGGUUGGCGGCUCCGUUCAACGAAACGAUUACAAGUUCCGGAUCAUUUACGAGGAAGGAGACGGCAGCAGCUGUGUACACCUCAGGUUCGGCUCUUACCACCGCUUAGAAGGCUUUCCUCAUUGCGUGGUCGCCAGCAGCGUGGUCAACUUCUUCCUUGCCCGUAUGGAGGAGACCAGAUGCGUUGGGUUUGACCCAAAGCUGCGGAGAGUGGCUCACUCGGAAUAUUUUGUGGACGGGCUGGGGCGUUUGCGGGUCGGUUCCUGCAAUCAUGUCACUGUGGACCACCAGCCUCUUGAUACUGCAAAGAAUUCGGACGAGCGUAAUGCUGAGCACACAUAUAGUAAAUACCGGGACAGCACACCGGAACAGGUCCAGUUUAAGAUGGCUUUGUGGUUCUUUAAGUACAGGAUGAAAUGCUUGUCAUUCGGAUGACUGCUCUCCUUCAAGGUUGCUUUCCGUAUCCUGUUGCCCCAGGUGAAAAGUUUCUUUGUGGCAGUGGUUCUCACCUUGUGGGUCCCCAUCUGUUUUGGUCUACAACUCCUAGAAAUCCCAGCCAGUUUACAAGCUGUUAGGAUUUCUGGGAGUUGAAGGCCAAAACAUCUGGGGACCCACAGGCUGAGAACCACUGCUUUAUGUUUCUUGGUCUGAACCAGGCAUGGGCAAACUUGCGUCCUCCCGGUGUUUUAGACUUCAACUCCCACAAUUCCUAACAACCGGUAGGCCGUUAGGAAUUGUGGGAGUUGAAGUCCAAAACAUCUGGAGGGCCCAAGUUUGCCCAUGCCUGGUCUGGACUCCAGAGGUUAUGGUUUGGUUUUACAGUCACAGAUUGGCCAUGGAAUUAUAAUAAAACUAUGUUCUGUUUACACUUCAUUUUAAGGUACUAUUGAGAAAGUUUAGUUAAGGCAGUGGUUCCCAACCUUUGGGCCUCCAGGUGUUUUGGACUUCAACUCCCAGCAAUCCCAGCCAGUUUACCAGCUGUUAGGA
Anolis carolinensis (green anole) is the source of this 3634-nucleotide messenger RNA. RefSeq names its product beta-1,4 N-acetylgalactosaminyltransferase 2-like. The transcript is spliced from 2 exons. The coding region runs from base 1553 to 3082 and encodes 509 amino acids. Lineage: Eukaryota; Metazoa; Chordata; Lepidosauria; Squamata; Anolidae. Gene Ontology annotation, molecular function: acetylgalactosaminyltransferase activity. Gene Ontology annotation, cellular component: Golgi membrane. The record is from RefSeq and is a predicted model, not a curated record. Gene Ontology annotation, biological process: UDP-N-acetylgalactosamine metabolic process; UDP-N-acetylglucosamine metabolic process.